This is a messenger RNA of Pseudocercospora fijiensis CIRAD86, 603 nucleotides long. RefSeq lists its product as uncharacterized. The annotation marks the transcript as partial. The record is from RefSeq and is a predicted model, not a curated record. Gene Ontology annotation, molecular function: histone H4 acetyltransferase activity; histone H2A acetyltransferase activity; protein N-terminal-serine acetyltransferase activity. NCBI's taxonomy places the organism in Eukaryota, Fungi, Ascomycota, Dothideomycetes, Mycosphaerellales, Mycosphaerellaceae. Gene Ontology annotation, cellular component: nucleus. The transcript has a single exon.
AUGACCAGGAAGGACUUCUAUUCCCAGACGAAUGCUGCCUUCCAAUAUAAGCCCCAAAAUGAUACCGUCUACAGUCUGGACCUCGUCCACGCCGACAAUUUGCCCGAAAAACAGCUCAACGAUUGCUUCAGUCUGAUCGAGCGCACAAGCCGCGAUGAUUACGAGCCCAGCAGCUUUGGCUGGCAUCCACGGAGGAAGCUACGCGAAAUGAAAGAGAAGGAGAUGCGCUAUGUUAUGCUUACUGAACGUAACAUUACGUCUGAGGCAGGGAGUACAAGGGAGAAUGAAUUUGCCGGCUUCAUGAGCUUCAUGUUCACGUACGACUCAACACCGCCGCUUCCUGUACUGUACAUAUACGAGAUACACCUGGUGGAGGGCGCAAGAGGCUGCGGACUUGGCAAACACCUCAUGCAUUCUGCUGAGAAGAUCGCUCGAGACUUUGGGAUGAAGAAGGUCAUGUUGACCUGUUUCAAGAGCAACAAGAACGCUUACAGCUUCUACGAGCGCCUAGGAUACCGCAUCGACGCAUGCUCUCCGAAAGACUUUGAACUUCGCAAGAAGGUAUCCAAGAGCGAGUACGUCAUCAUGAGUUUGGACUUGCGC